GGAGGGCGUGUGCAUCCCAUUCUUUUGUCUGUCUGUGUGUCGUCUGGCGUCUGUGUGUCGUCUGGCUGGCGUGGGUGUGUUGUGUGAGGGGCCUCGUGUACCAUAAUGCUUGCUGCGUGCGUCUGACCGCCGCAAAAAAAGACAAGAAAAGGAGGGGCCCAUGACCGGCUGUCUGGCCGUGGUGCCCUUCGAAAUUCUUUGUGUGAUGGCUGCAUGCAUGUGUGUCCCUUUCCCCCUUCAUGUCCUGGCUGAUGACGGCUCUGCCCCUCACACUCACACACACGUGUCCGCAUCGCCGAUGGGUUUCGUUUUCGCCUGGCUGUCCCUCUCAAUUUCGUUCGUCGGGCCUGUCGGUGUGCGGCAUUGCAUCUUUAGUCAUUUUUCCUGUCAUUUCUGACGUCAUCUAGUCAGUUUUUACUCGGUGGCUGGCUGCCCGACAGACAAGGGGAGGGACGAAGAGAGAGAGGGAAAGCAAAGCCAAAGGCCCCCUAAAGAAGGCCGGGAGAGGGAAAAGAGAGGCCCACAAGAAGGCAAUACCAAAAAGGAAAUGAUAGGCACUUCUUCCCUCCCUCCACGCACGCACUCCACCGACCGGUACGCGGGAAGUGCUGUACAUCGUACAUGCACUUGGCGCACGGAUGUCUUUCGUCGGUUGGCUGCUUCAGGUCAGGUUGAAGGCCGCUGUGUGUGGUGUGGUGUGUGUUUGCUGGCCCGCCCGCCAUGUUUGUUUAUCCAGGCACACACUCGGGAACACUCACAGAUGCGCACACAUGACAGACACAUGUGGUCGACCUCUCUGAGCUCCUCGUCUGUCUGUCUGUCUGCCUGUUGUCCUUCUGCAGGCCGGCUGCAGUCAGCCGCCGCCCAUUCACUCAUCCAUCCCUCUACGACUCCCCGCUUCUUGCCUGGGAGGAGCAAGGUAUGAGGCCCACCCACACACACAUACACACGGUGAAGGUCACCUCUCAUCUCUUGUCGUGCUCCCAUGGAUGUCACGUGUGUGUGUCUGCAGGUGGUCGUCGGUCGUGCCAGGCCGCGAGAGUGCCGUCUCGGCUCUGCAGAUGCCGGGGGCCGUAUGCCCCGCCACACCGUCUCUCAGCAGCCCACACACGAAGGCCAGCUCUGCUACGAGCGACCACUCAGCAGCCGCCCUGCCUCCCCUCCCCACGCGCACCUUCCGGCCUCCGACCGGCGGCAUCUGUGCAGACCUACCGCGCCGCGCCCUGCGUGAGGGUGGGCAGGAGGCCGAGGUGGUCGGCGCCGCCGCAGCAGCUGCAUCGUUGGUGGCGAUCCCUGAGAGCUAUGAGCUGGGCAUGGCGUCCAUCGCCAGAGCCAUGGGGGAGGAUACUGAACAUAUACAAACGUAAGUAUCCACACCACAUCCACACCCCCACCCCCACCACACACAUACACAACACAUGCAAAGACUCACGCACCCGUGUCUGUGUGCGUUGUCCGUUGCUCUCUCACUCGCUCAGGAUGGGCAUCCAUGAGCCUCCGACACGGCAGCAGACAGGAGCAGAUCAGCAUCCAGGACGGCAAGGAGCUCCCUGGGGCACCUGCUGCGGCGGCCCCGUCAUCGUACGGCACAGAGGAGCAGCCCCUGUCGGCUCAGGUGCAGGUGGAGCAGCCCCGACAAGAGCUGCCCAAACAGCUUCCCAUCCCACAGCAAGAACUCGAAGACUUCGAGUGAGUCAGACGCACAGACACUCGCUCUCAUCCAGUCCACCGUCCCAUGAACCGUCCCUCUGCCCUUGGUGUCUCUCGUGUGUGUCAGGCCGGUCAUGCUGCCCCCGGUGUCGCCGCGUGCGGUGCCCAGGGAGGCCGGCUUCAUCCAACCACCACCCGCACCACAGCAACAGUUGCGGCAGCAGGAGGUUGCCGUACCCACUCCAUCCCUCGUCCCAGCAGCUGCUGCUGCAGGCCAGGCACAGCCACCAGCCCCGACCACCGGCAACGGUGACGGCAAGGCGCUUCUCGAGGGCUGCUUUAAAGCCAGCUGCUCAGCGUCCCCCAUGAGCUCCUGCCAUCCGGCAGGGCCUCAUGUCGUUCGGUCGUCGGCCAUCCGGCAGCGCCACGUUGCACAGCGUCGUCGGGCGGCGCGAUUGUGGACGCCGGUCUCGGUGGCCGGACGUCAUCGGAGGCGAGCGCACCACUGCCGAGGGCUUCGUCUCACCCUGGUGAGGGAUUGGGAAUGGGCGAGCUCUGAUACGCGACAGACAAUGCACCUCACUCACUUCUGUCUGUAUGUGUUCGACCUACAGGUGAGAGUUGGUCGCUUGACGGCGGCCUUCGCAUGUGGGCCUUGGGCACUCGGCGAGGGACGGGCGAGGCCAUCCGGCAGACCCGUUGGUCGAGUGAGCGGCGGGCGAGGCCAUCCGGCAGACCCGUUGCUCACAGCAGCCCACACACGAAGGCCAGCGUCAUCCAACUACCACCCGCACCCCAGCAACAGUCAUCGGAGGAGGCGAGCGCCCCGCUGCCGAGGGCUUCGUCGCUCAGCGGAGGCGGCUAAGGACCGCCGGCCAUGCUCUUCCCUUCACCGACCCCGCCAGCACCACAGGCAGCGCCUGCACCCGCAUUCGCACCACCCGCACCACCAGCAGCCUAUGCAGCGGGCAUGCCUGGCUUCGCACCGGCCCCCACCAAUACGCCCCAGUGACACGUCGUCCCGUGGCCCCGUCUGUGCCCUCUCCGGCCGACGAGGGCAGCGUGUGCGACGAGGAGCACCCCACCCACCACCCACCGCCACCACACGAGAGGAGGCCCCACGCACCCAUAUGUAGACAGACGGGAGUGGAUGGCUGUUUGUUUGUUUGUUUUCUUUUCUAUGGUAUGGAUGUACGGUAUUGCUCUUGAGUCAUCAGCCCUACUCGGCCUAUGCUUUUUGUCCCACCGUAUGGUGCGUGACGAUACUGUUUAUCCUAUGCUUUUUGUCCCACCGUAUGGUGCGUGACGAUACCUUUUUUUUGUGCCUGGGUGCAAUGUGUCGCUGUUCUCUCCCCGUCUGUCUACUCAUGUGCGUCGGUGGUGUUCUCGUUGACCGAAACAGUCGGGUGGUGUUGGUGGUGGAGGUGGUGGUGCUUGUCGGGGCGGGAGGUCGGUUGGGAUGAGAAGGGGCGUGAGCGACAUGUACAGAGUAGAUAAACGUGGCCAUAAUGAGAUACGUCGGUACAAACAAUGGGUGCAGAAGACAGGCGCUUGAUUCUUCGUGGUUUAUGAGUAGUCGAGUGAGCGUGAGAUUCGACAGCUGAGCGUGUGCUGCGGCUGGCUGGCUGGCUGGCUGGCUGCAUCGGUCGGUGUGUGUGUGUGGAUGGAUGGAUGGAUGACUGACGAAUUCACUUUCAUGUGGUGACAAUCGUGAGCCGACCGACACUGACUGAGCGAAGGCAGACAGGCAGGUCAGCAGGGCUAUGUGGGUGGGCGGAGGGAGUGAUAGAGAGUGCGGCGAUUGUGGCGGGCGGGUGUGUACGAUACCCAUCCAUCCAUCGACGGCACACACACAACUGUGUGCCUUCUCUACUCUUCUCGGUGGUGCCUGCAUCGAUUGGUGGUGGGUGGUCAGCGGCCCGGUCUGCGUGUGUGAGUGAUGUGGGCAGACCGGGCCGCAUUGCUCUCAUCGGAACGACACUUCUGUGGCCGAUGGUUGUUGGAUGGAUCGGUGGAUGGCGCACAUACACACAUAGAUACAGCGAGAGAGAGGUGUGAGCGUGGGUGACCCAUCCAUGUUGACGUAUUGACGGCGGAUGGAUGGAUGGAUGCGUGAGAUGCGUGUAGAGGCGUGAGCGUAACGCCAUGCCUGUGUGCAUCCGUGUCGACUUGCUACCACUGACUGACUGCGUAUUUAUUGUAUUUUUGGUCCACGGUUCAUUCGACUCACUCACUCACUCACUCACUCACCUCACUGCUUUGGCGGUUUGAGGUGCGGCUCGAGCACACAAAGGUCGAUCCGAUGCAUCCGCAGUGACUUGCUACACUGACUGACUGACUAACUCCACAUUGUUGGUUUUGAGCAGCGACCCGCGAGACGCACACCCACCCACUCUGGGGGACACACACUCACACACGACCUGCCUGAAUGAAUGAAUGCAGUGCGUUCAUGUCCGGUGGAUACCUGACAGACAGACAGACAGACAGACAGCACUGACUGACUGACUUGUAGGCGUAAGUGAGUGAGUGAGACUGGCACUCGUACCUUUCAUUCGGCAGCUAGGUAAUAGCGCCAGUCAUUCCAUCGCUUUUGUUUGUCCUGCGCGUCCCGCAGCUGAAUGACAUUGAUUGUGCCCUCGUCAGUCAUGCCAUGACGAUCGCCUUUGUACUCGGUCGGCAUCGCUUUUUUCCCCAUCCCGGCCGUCGGCGGCACGGCAGCCCUUUGAGGAUUGGCGUGAUUGACAACUUGGCUCUCUGUAGGUAUGCAUGUGUUCUUGGCCACCUCCCUCAAGUGUGUGUGUGUGCAUUGAACGGAAUGGCUGGAUGGAUGGAUGGUGUACUGCAGUGCGUGGUUCGUCUGGUGUUGUGCUGUGCUGUGCUGUGCUGUGCUGUCCAUGCAGGUCGAUGGACUUCACACCGACCCCCUCCCACACAGACACACACGCAUACAACAGCACCACUAAUGCGACAGCAAGGGUACCUCUCUCUCUCUUGGUCGCCUCUUGGAGUGCUUGUAGGGGGAAAGGGGUAGCCAGACAGAAACCUGUGUGUGGAGGGGGGGAGAUGGGGGCGUGUGUGCUGCCUGGCCGGACGACAUUUGUGUGUCCUGUUUGGUGUGGCUGGCGUGUGUCGUGUGCGGGUUUAUUUAUGGUGUGGUGACUCUGCCCGGCUGUUCGGUUGUCUGUUGUUCUUGGUCGGUGCCCGUAGCUAAUGAUAAGUUCCUUGCUGACCUGACUGCCCCUCUUGCGGCCCUCUUGGAGUGUCCGCCUGAGGGAGUGGUGGGCGGCAUGGACGGGGGAGGGGGUGGGAAUGGCUGAGUGGACGAGUGGAUGGACGAGUGGAUGGCAUGCGCUGUUUGUUGUUCUUAUCGGUAGUUGGAUGUCCGCCUGCCUGCACGGUCGGCCGGUCGAAUAUUUACUGCUCGUGUGUGUGUGUGUGUGUGGAUGAUGAAAUGGAUGGAAUGGACGACACACAGACGAGCGGCGUCAAGGAGAACCGAACCUUACACGUGACGCACUUAUUGCACUGCACUCUCUCCACACUAAGUGCGCGAAGCACGUAGAGCACUUUCGCUAAGCGUAUGGUGCGUGGAUAAGAACGGUGGAUCGACGGGUGCGUGAGGGCAGGGCGCUGGCUGUUUCCAUGUGUGCGUGUUUGUUUUCAUGCGGAGUUACGCCGUACGUGUGCCUACCUGAUUUGUGUCUCGUGUGGUCGGUGACUGGCAGGCGGGCAGGCAGGCAGAUUUGCCGACACAGCAGCGCUUUGGACUGGCCUCAACCGACACCACACGAGGUGCCCGUAGGUGCUGGCUGCUGUACUCUUUGACCGCCAGCCCGGCCAAAGUGGGUGUGCGUGUUUACUAUGUUGACAGCACUUGUGGAUGGGCACUGACUGCAACCCCACCUCCUGGCUGUCAGAGACCCACGAACUCUGCUGGAUGGAAUCAUUUGGCGGCUGCUCGCUCCUUUGUUGUUUUCGUUGCUUUCCAUUUUCUCAUUAUUGGGCAGAGGGAAAGAAAUGCCACACGAGCGAGGAGGACUUACCCGAGUGGCUGGUUUGUUCGUUUGUGCUGCUGUGUGAAAAGACUUCGUCGACGCGAGACUGACUUGGCUGAACGUGAGUGCUUCGCGUUUUCGAUUAUCAAUGAGUUACUCACAACAUGUCUGGACACUGAAUGAACCACACAGAACACGCACCCCAAGUCUGUGUCGACACAUCACUCUCCCCAACUCUCUCAGCCGCCCGCAUCUCUUUCCCCCAACUCAGCCGCUCCUCUCAGUCAGCCGCUCCUCUCCCCCAACUCAGGUCCAUGACUGAACCCUCCACACACAGACAUACACACGCGCACCGCUGCCGAACCCAGCCACUCAGACACGGACUCUCAUCUUCUUUCACUCCUGCUGCCGCUUCGACAGCCUGGACGCUGCCGCGGGGACCGUGACGGUCGGGUCCUCCUCUAUGCGGCGGCAGUGGCGGUGUCGUCCAUCGUAUUGGCGCCUCGCGAGCUGCACACGGUGUCGUGCGUGACGUCCUUCAGCGUCGUCUUCAUACUGAAGAUUACCUCCUUCCUGCAGGAGUCCGCCGAGGCGCGUAGGCACCUCGAACUUGACCGCGAACGCCUCACAGCCUGCCUGCAGGUACACACAAACCCAGCCAAGGGCGCCGUCGCCCCGUAAGGUUUUUUCUUUCUUUUCCGUUUCUCCUUUUCCUUCGUUUCUAUUCUCUUUGGCUACGACCGAAGUCGCCUCAUUCAUCACACAUACGUGCAGACAGGCAGACAGACAGACCGACACAGCACGGAAUGAAUGAACGAGGGAAUGGAUGGAUGGCGUGUGCGGACCUAGCAGCGUCUUGUGUACUGGCUUACUUGCUUGCAUGUGCCGAUGCAUGGCUGGUGUGCUACAGUGUGGCGGAACGAGGGCCUGCAUACACAGACAGGUCGGUCGAUUGCCUCUCCGCCUCUCACAACUUGUGACUGAUGUGUCGCGCCUCCACGUUGCAGUCAGUCCGGGAUGGCGUGAGGGGCACCCGCACGGUCACGCAAGACGAGAUCUGCACAGAUCAGCAAAGGAAAGGAC
Vitrella brassicaformis is the source of this 6728-nucleotide messenger RNA. Lineage: Eukaryota; Vitrellaceae. The record is from the annotation of a GenBank genome assembly.